Messenger RNA from Sciurus carolinensis (gray squirrel), 3511 nucleotides. RefSeq names its product lipase E, hormone sensitive type (gene Lipe). Gene Ontology annotation, cellular component: cytosol. Gene Ontology annotation, molecular function: triacylglycerol lipase activity; sterol ester esterase activity. The transcript has 10 exons. Gene Ontology annotation, biological process: triglyceride catabolic process; cholesterol metabolic process. NCBI's taxonomy places the organism in Eukaryota, Metazoa, Chordata, Mammalia, Rodentia, Sciuridae. The coding region runs from base 1 to 3216 and encodes 1071 amino acids. The record is from RefSeq and is a predicted model, not a curated record.
AUGCAACCUGGAAGAUCAGCAUCUCCCAUGAGGGAAAUAACAAGAGUGGAACCAGGUUCUAAAUCAGGAUCUGUGCCAGACUGGGAAACUGAGCCACACCAGAGACCUAUAACCCAGCCAGAGCCUGGGUCAGAAAAGACACCCACAGCCAACUCAAGACUGAAACCUCAGCAGGGAUCUGGUACCCAACAGGAGUUUGCAACCCAGCAAAGACCCCUCGCCCAGCAGGAGCCCCUUGCCCAACAUGAAGCUGAAUCCCAGCAAGAAACUAGAGCCCAACAAAAAUCUGCUUUGCACCUGAAAUUUCUUAUACCACAGAAAUCACCCUCCACUCAAAGGGUGCACUUCAAUCCACAGCAAACUGCCUCCCAGCAAGGACGAGAGCCAGGACAAGUUUCUACAACUCAACAAGAACCAGAAUCGAGAGAGAGAGGCGUAGCCCAGCCAGUACCUGGACCAUCACUAGCUCAACAAGAUGCAGAAUCAACACCUACAGCCCAGGCUAUUCCUGGACCCAAAAAGAGACCACCUGCCCAGGUUGAAUCUACAUCCCAAGAAAGAACUGAACAAUCCGACCCUACAGCCCAGCAAGCACCUCCAGCCCAGGCAGCCAAAUCCAAGAAGGGAUUUUUGACUGAGUGGAAAUUUCUAACAAGAUUGUACGAAGUCUCCAUGCAGCAAGUAACCCAAGAGCGGAAGACAUUUUUUGAAUGCAUCACAGAUUCUGAAUCAGAUUUAGAAUCAAACAGGAGGUCAUCUUUAGAGACAGAUCUGCUAGGUAUGAGGAAUGUAUUCCCAGGAACGAAACCAGCCUUCAAAAGGAAACCUGGUUAUGACUACGAAGCCAUGUCAGGAUACAGUGGGACACCACUACAUGGGAAGAAAACCAGUGCCCAGAAUCACAGACACUAUCAGGAUACAGCCUCACGGCUCAUCCACAGCAUGGACCUGCGGACGAUGACACAGUCACUGGUGACUUUGGCAGAGGACAACAUGGCCUUCUUCGCAAGCCAGGGCCCUGGGGAGACUGCACGGCGGCUCUCAAGUGUCUUUGCGGGUGUGCGGGAGCAGGCCCUGGGGCUGGAGCCAGCCCUGGGCAACCUGCUGGGCGUGGCACACCUCUUUGACCUGGACCCAGAGACGCCAGCCAAUGGGUACCGCAGCCUGGUGCACACAGCCCGCUGCUGCCUCGCACACCUGCUACACAAAUCCCGCUAUGUGGCCUCCAACCGCCGCAGCAUCUUCUUCCGCACCAGCCACAACCUGGCUGAACUGGAGGCCUACCUGGCUGCCCUCACCCAGCUCCGUGCUCUGGCCUACUAUGCCCAGCGUCUACUGGCCACCAACCGGCCAGGGUGGCUCUUCUUUGAGGGUGAUGAGGGACUCACCGCCGACUUCCUUCGAGAGUAUGUCACACUGCAUAAAGGCUGCUUCUAUGGCCGCUGUCUGGGCUUCCAGUUCACACCUGCCAUCCGGCCGUUCCUGCAGACCAUCUCCAUUGGGCUAGUGUCCUUCGGGGAGCACUACAAACGUAACGAGACUGGUCUCGGUGUGACAGCCAGCUCCCUCUUCACCAGUGGCCGCUUUGCCAUUGACCCAGAGCUGCGAGGGGCUGAGUUUGAGCGGAUCACACAGAACCUGGAUGUUCACUUCUGGAAAGCCUUCUGGAAUAUCACCGAGAUCGAGGUGCUGUCGUCUCUGGCCAACAUGACGUCAGCCACGGUGAGGGUAAGCCGCCUGCUCAGCCUGCCGCCUGAGGCCUUUGAGAUGCCACUGUCCUCUGACCCCAAGCUCACAGUCACCAUCUCACCUCCUUUGGCCCACACAGGCCCUGGGCCUGUCCUCAUCAGGCUCAUCUCCUAUGACCUUCGGGAAGGACAGGACAGUGAGGAGCUGUGCAGCCUGGUGAAGUCCGAAGGCCCGCGGAUCCUGGAGCUACGGCCCCGGCCCCAGCAGACAUCACGCGCAAGGUCCCUGGUAGUGCACUUCCAUGGCGGUGGCUUCGUGGCCCAGACCUCCAAAUCUCACGAGCCCUACCUCAAGAGCUGGGCCCAGGAGCUGGGUGCCCCCAUUAUCUCCAUCGACUACUCCCUGGCCCCCGAGGCCCCCUUCCCCCGUGCGCUGGAGGAGUGUUUCUUUGCCUACUGCUGGGCCAUCAAGCACUGUGCCCUCCUCGGCUCUACAGGGGAGCGGAUCUGCCUUGCCGGAGACAGUGCAGGUGGGAAUCUCUGUUUUACUGUGGCCCUCCGAGCAGCAGCCUAUGGUGUACGGGUGCCAGAUGGCAUCAUGGCAGCCUACCCAGCCACAAUGCUGCAGUCAGCCGCCUCUCCCUCCCGCCUCCUGAGCCUUAUGGACCCACUGCUGCCCCUCAGUGUGCUCUCCAAGUGUGUCAGUGCCUAUGCAGGUGCAGAGACGGAGGAACACUCCAACUCAGACCAGAAGGCCCUGGGCAUGAUGGGACUGGUGCAGCGGGACACAUCCCUGCUCUUCAGAGACCUCCGCCUGGGUGCCUCCUCGUGGCUCAAUUCCUUCCUAGAGUUCAGUGGGCAAAAGUCCCAGAAGACCUCAGUGCCCGCAGCAGAGUCAAUGCGUCGCAGUGUGUCAGAGGCUGCCCUGGCCCAGCCUGAGGGCCCAGUGGGCACAGACUCCCUCAAGAUUCUGACGCUGAAGGACUUGAACCUGAAGAGCAGCUCUGAGACAUCAGACACCCCUGAGAUGUCGCUGUCUGUGGAGACACUGGGCCCCUCCACACCCUCUGAUGUUAACUUCUUUCUACGGCCUGAGGAUGCCAGAGAAGAGGUUGAGGCCAAAGAAGGGAGCACCAAGGACAAUAGCCCCCGGGUGGGCAAUGCCUUCCCCGAGGGUUUCCACCCACGGCGCUCGAGCCAGGGUGCCACCCAAAUGCCCCUCUACUCAUCACCCAUUGUCAAGAAUCCCUUCAUGUCGCCUCUGCUGGCGCCUGACAAUAUGCUGAAGACCCUGCCACCUGUGCACAUUGUGGCGUGCGCCCUGGACCCCAUGCUGGACGACUCGGUCAUGUUCGCGAGGCGACUGCGCGCCCUGGGCCAGCCGGUGACGCUGCGCGUGGUCGAGGACCUGCCGCACGGCUUCCUAAGCCUGGCUUCGCUGUGCCGGGAGACACGACAGGCCGCGGAGCUGUGCGUGGAGCGCAUCCGCCUCAUCCUCACUCCACCCGCCACCACACCGCAGCUCUGAGCCCGACCAGGCCGUGCGGGGAGAUGGGGCUGCGGGGACAGCACUAAAGACCUUGUUCCCACCUGCGCCGGCCUCCGUGGUGAAUGCGCUCAGGGACCGGGCGGGCGGGGGUGGGCUGUGCCUUAAGGCUGGGGACCGCAAGGGCGGGGCAGGAGCCGAAAGCUGAGACGCGGGCCUCAGGGAGGGGGCGCACACACACUGGUCACUGAGACAGCUGGACCUGCACUCCACCACUGCCGUCUGCUGCGGCGACAGAGCGCUGCUGGUCGGUCUGUUUUUUCUAAAUAAAAAUAUU